AGAUGUUAAUUAUCAAACCUUUUAGAUGGUGCCUCACCGAUUUCUCUGAUACUCUAAUCCGGCUUUCAGAAUGGCUAAGGCAGCUUUAAGUGGAUGUUAGUUUUUUUUUCCUCAGUUCUCCUUGUGUUUUCCACUCUGAAAGAAUGUUGUGGCUGCUCUUUUUCCUAGUGACGGUUAUCCGUGCUGAACUCUGUCAGCCAGAUGCAGAAAAUGCCUUUAAAGUGAGACUCAGUAUUAGAACAGCUCUUGGAGAUAAAGCAUAUGUCUGGGAUACAAAUGAAGAAUAUCUCUUCAGAGCAAUGGUGGCUUUCUCCAUGAGGAAAGUUCCCAACAGAGAAACAACAGAAAUUUCCCAUGUUCUACUUUGCAAUGUAACCCAGAGGGUGUCAUUCUGGUUUGUGGUUACAGACCCGUCCAAAAAUCAUACUCUUCCGGCUAAUGAAGUACAAUCGGCCAUAAGAAUGAACAGGAACCGGAUCAACAAUGUCUUCUUUUUGAAUGACCAGACUCUGGAAUUCUUAAAAAUUCCUUCCACUCUUGCACCACCCAUGGACCCAUCUGUGCCCAUCUGGAUUAUUAUAUUUGGUGUAAUAUUUUGCAUUGUUAUAGUUGCAACUACACUACUGAUUUUAUCGGGGAUCCGGCAACGUAGAAGGGAGAACAAAGGAUCAUCUGAAGUGGAUGACAUAGAGGACAAGUUGGAAAACAUGGACACAAUCACCAACAGCACCCGUUGUGAUUCCCUGGACAUGAAAGGAGGGCACAUUAAUGACGUCUUCAUGACAGAGGAUGAGCGGCUCACCCCUCUCUGAGCGACUGCUGUUUGCUUCUUCAGGAAACCUAACACUUGUUUCUGUGUGACUACUAAGCACUCCAAAAUAUCAAGGGCGGAUUAUAUAUUUUAUUUCACCAUUCUUGUUUUCGAAGCAGUGUCGACUGUUCUUGAAAGUGAUAAGCAAUCAAUUAUACCCAUAAAGACCACUGAAAUUGUAAGCUAUUGACUAUUCAGAAUAUUUGAAAGUAGUUUUCUUAUUAUACAAUAUGUAAAUGUAGUCAUGUGGUGCUUAUAGUUAUUGACUUAAGCAUUUCUAGACACAAAGCCAGAUAUAUAUAUAUUAUAUAUAUAUAAUAUAUGUAAUAUACAUAAUAUAUAUAUGAAUCACACUUUGAAAAUGUAAAGCAAAUAAUUUUCCCAGUAGAGAACAACUAUAACAUGGUACAGAAGUCAUUGAAAAUGGGUCCUUUUUGAAUCUUGUUAAUAUUGCUCUCUAUAUGACUAGGUAAGCAAAAGUAAACAAUUUUAAAUGAGAUAGAUAAAAAUGGGAAUGUUGCUUUACGAUGUGGAACUUUUUCUUUUAGUAUGUCAACAAUUUCUAGUAUAUUUUUUGAAUAGCAGUCUCUAAUAGGGUAGUUCUAUUUGUUUCUGCAAUUUGUGCAAGUUCAAUUUAUGCUAACUUAAUAAAGCAGUAAUCACUUCUUUCUGA
Molecule: messenger RNA, 1484 nt
Organism: Cavia porcellus (domestic guinea pig)
Lineage: Eukaryota; Metazoa; Chordata; Mammalia; Rodentia; Caviidae
Gene: Cltrn
Product: collectrin, amino acid transport regulator
Exons: 6
Coding region: 144-812 (222 amino acids)
Biological process (GO): positive regulation of amino acid transport
Cellular component (GO): plasma membrane; extracellular exosome
Source: RefSeq, a predicted model, not a curated record